Ruditapes philippinarum (Manila clam) is the source of this 1601-nucleotide messenger RNA. RefSeq lists its product as uncharacterized. Bases 89 to 1486 code for a protein of 465 amino acids. Lineage: Eukaryota; Metazoa; Mollusca; Bivalvia; Venerida; Veneridae. The transcript has 6 exons. The record is from RefSeq and is a predicted model, not a curated record.
ACACCAGGCAAUCUAAGAUAACAAACGAUAAGAUAUACAGGCCUGGCAUAAAUCUAGAACAUAACACAUAUAUAUGUGAUCACUCAACAUGUUUGGAAUUUCUUUAAUGUUACUGUUGCCAUAUAUGGCGGUGACGGACUCUGCAUAUUGUAACGGAUCAUCCUAUGGAACAGAAUUUAUUUUCGGCCUUUUGGAUUUACCGUUUUACGUACAGAACAAUCAGACAGCACUGAAUCCACACAUGAGUGUAAUGGUUACCCCUGAGAAAUAUUCAACGUAUUAUUACGUCACUCUUCAAAGUACAAACUCCGCUAGCAAAACGCCCACUAUCGUAAGAACGCAGUACUAUGCAUACAGACAAGGUGAGGAAUUGAAGUUUAAUUCCACCUUUAUCAACAGGUACCAAGAUAUUUCAACAGGUGGUGUGAUCAACAUUACUUCAGAUGAGCCAGUUUCGCUAAUGGUCAUUUAUAAAUUCACUGACGGCGAUAAAACAGAUAUGAUAACGUAUCCUGUCUUACCGACGAGCGUCUUGUCAACUGAUUACGUCAUACCGUCAUAUCCAGCGUCUUCCGAUUACCACGGGAAAAAUCAGUUUAUGGUAGUCGGUCUUCACGAUUCAACGAGCAUUAGAUUUGAAGGAUAUGAGACAGGCUCGAUGGUAUAUGAUGUGGAUGACAACGAUAUUUUCAUGUAUGAGCGGAGAGUUGAUAUUAGUAGUACUUCCGCUGUGAGCAAUCAUCCGGUAGCCAUUUUUUCGUGGAUCACUGCCGGGGAUUAUUCGGGCGCUCCGAACAAAGACUAUGUCGGGCGAUCCUUAGCGAUGCAAGUACCACCAUUGGAUGAGAGUGCCGUCCAUUUUGUCAUUCCGCCGUUGACUGGUGAUUCGAUUCAUCGGUACAAUGUACGUAUAUAUGCGUCCGCUCGGAAUGCUCAAGUGGAGAUCCACUCGACUUCACAAAGUACGCAGUACGUGCAUGUGUACAAUAAAAUUUACUACGAAUAUACGGCUAUAUUCAGUUCCGACAUAUUGGAGAUAUUGUCUGACAAUCCGAUAGUUGUUGUUCAGAUUGCCUUAAAUACAUACAGCAUGCCACUGUUUAUGACGUCAGUACCAGCAGUUUCACAAUUUAUGACGUCAUACAAGGUGAACUUUCCUUACAUAUCCUCGUAUAGUUCCCAGCGGUCAGUUGUUGUGACAAUCCCAUACAAGGAAGCAUCAGGAGUAUUAAUUAACGGGGAUCCAAUCAUUCAUGACACUAGCUCGCUUAAAAAAUCUCCGCUCGGUCACUAUGCCAUUAUCAUACAUAAAACAAGCCGUUCUACUUUGACUGUGGACCAUGCAGGAGUUGAACAAUUCGGCCUCAUUGCUCUCCGGCAGUGGCAAGCGUCUCGUGGCGCGGUUGAGGCACAUGGUUUCGUUCCUGGAAUACAGUUUGAGGAAUUAAACUGUGGCUCAGUGCAUACAAGUCAAAUUGUAGGCUAAAAGGGACAGAAGCAAAACUAUUACAUACUUAAACAUUUUAAACGGGAGGAAAUCUGAUUCUUUUUUAAAUUUGUAAACAAUUCCUUAUGAAAAUAUAAAUAAAUAAUGAAUUCAA